AUGUCAACAUAUGAAGAGGAACAUGGAACUACAGGCUCCAAUGCUAGUGAUAGGCGAGACUUGAGAAGCCAACUACACUCCUUGUACCAGGAAAAUGGUACAUCAAAUGCUUUAUUACAAAUGCUGUCGCAAUUGAUUCCAGAAUCAAUGCAGGAAGAGCUCCUAGAAGACACAAAAGAUGGCUGUCCCGACAACUAUAUAGAUUCGCUGCCUCGAAUUAAGAAAAAAGAUCUCAAAGAACAGGAGUCCUGCAGCAUAUGCUGCUGCAAUUACAAGGACGAUGAAUAUCCUCUAGUAGUUGAGUUGCCGCAUUGCAGUCAUCGGUUUGAUCUGGAAUGUGUAGCCGUGUGGUUAUCGAAAAGCACCACCUGCCCGUUAUGCAGAGACGAUGUGCUAUCGCAUAAACCCAAGAUUGACGUUAGUCAAGUAGAGAUGGAGGACGAAUGGGGUAUGUACGGCUGA
Molecule: messenger RNA, 462 nt
Organism: Lachancea nothofagi CBS 11611
Lineage: Eukaryota; Fungi; Ascomycota; Saccharomycetes; Saccharomycetales; Saccharomycetaceae
Source: the annotation of a GenBank genome assembly